UGGAAAAGCUUGAAAACAUUGCAAAUCAUCCUUAUUGUAAGCUUGAAAAGUAGGUCUUGAAUUUUGAAUAUAAAAAUUAAAUUUAAAUCAAACAGGUGUUGUUGAAGUGGUUAGACUUGUAAAAAUUUAUGAACUUAGGCCAUAGUUUAAAUAGGGGUCCCAAAAUAGGCUAUUUAUGUACUUCCCCCGAUUUUAUGUGGCGCCAACGGACAGUCAAUCCAUAAGAAUUCCAAUGUCUCAUUCGCUAGCUGCGGUGGCUCUGCCGCGUUUCGCCACCGUUCUCACGGCGGCGAAGCAGCCACGACUCAGACCAAACCCUAAACCCCAGAAUGGUAAGCAAAAGAUAACCACCACCAAUCCCAGCAGGAAAACAACGUCAGGCUUUAACAGCAGGAAUAAAGAACUCACGUGGCAGUGCAUCCAGAACUGUGGCGCAUGCUGUAAACUUGAUAAAGGCCCAAACUUUCCUUCCCCUGAAGAAAUUUUUGAUGACCCUUCUGAUAUUGAGUUAUUUGAAAGCAUGGUGGGUUCUGAUGGAUGGUGCAUACAUUUUGAGAAGAGCACAAGAAAAUGCUCCAUUUAUGCAGAUCGUCCAUAUUUUUGUCGGGUGGAACCUGCCAUCUUCGAGACACUGUACGGGAUUGAAACGAAAAAGUUCAACAAGGAAGCUUGCAGUUCUUGCGUAGACACGAUUAAAGCGAUAUAUGGAUCAAGCUCGAAGGAGUUGGAGAAUUACAAUGCUGCAGUAUGGAGUUCAACUUAGUUCCACAUUCCUUUCUCUGAGGUGAAUCGUUUUGAUUGUUUUUCCUGUCAAUCAAGUUGGUGGCGUUUGCAGCCUGUUGCAGUGGCUAAGCAGAUUUGAUGAAUCGUCGUAGUUGUCAGAUGAUAUAUAAUGUUCUAUCACGAACAGUUCUAUGCAUGCAGAAUGAACUGGUGCUGCUGCAACUGAAUUUGGAACACUUAAAAUCUGACGGGGAAGCACAAAUCAAAGACUUGGGAUCUUUUGGUUGGAAGAUGUAGUUACUAAUUUAUUGUAAAGUGAGAAAUAUGGACUGUAGUUAGUGAAUUAUUACCUGAUAAUCUUCUCUAAAUAAUUAGAAUACACUGAUACAUUAGCUUCUAUGAGUAGACACUUAUGUUUUCUAAUGUCAGAUUUCAUUGUAUGGCUUAUCUUCACCAGAAUAUGUGGGAGGAGACAUGAUCAUGUUUCCUUUGUAUCAUAAAAAUUCAGUUUAUUCAUCUUUGUAUUCUUUAUACAUCUACAUUGCUGCUA
Nicotiana tabacum (common tobacco) is the source of this 1273-nucleotide messenger RNA. RefSeq lists its product as uncharacterized. The record is from RefSeq and is a predicted model, not a curated record. NCBI's taxonomy places the organism in Eukaryota, Viridiplantae, Streptophyta, Magnoliopsida, Solanales, Solanaceae.